Molecule: messenger RNA, 306 nt
Organism: Saccharomyces cerevisiae S288C
Lineage: Eukaryota; Fungi; Ascomycota; Saccharomycetes; Saccharomycetales; Saccharomycetaceae
Gene: YIL102C
Exons: 1
Coding region: 1-306 (101 amino acids)
Source: RefSeq, marked reviewed
AUGCUAAAGGUGGAAAAGUUCAAAAAAUUGAAGCGAUUCGAGGUCUAUUAUUGUUUAAAAAAUUCUUUUCUGGAAGAAGUAGAUAUCGAGAUGAAAUAUUCCUGCAGUAUAACAACUAUAAUGAGCAAUGGUUCAGCAAGCUUGUUGAUGAACUGGGAAGAAUUAACACCUGGUCACUGUUUUACCUCUUACACAACUAACCCUAUCGCAGGUGACUAUGGUUUGAAUGCAUCAGCAAUAGACGGCCACACGGAAGAGUUAGUGGCGACCCACCCAGCGGGAACCUUGGAGAAUGCAACGCAGUAG